CCGCCCAGGCGCUUUCGCUUUCGCCCCAGUCCCAUGUCGCCAUGAAAAACUGCCGGGGCCCCAGCUCCUAGCAAGACCGCGCUGCUGCCAGAUCCAGAAGUAAAAUGAGUACUUCACAAUCAAUAAGAUGUGCUUCUAAAUCAUGAUGGCAGUACUGAUUGGACCACUGAGUUUUUGUCAACUUGUGUACCUCAGCAUUUUGACCACUACUUUGUUCAGCUUGCCAGAAGCAUCUGUGAUAAAUCCACCUCAGAAGUUAACAAUGCGCUCUGAGAAUUUCCAGCACAUUUUAUCAUGGGAACCAGGAAGUAAUACAACUAUGCCAACAUACUAUAAUGUGAAAUACAUAGGUCUCAGUGGAUCAGAAAAGGAAUGGAAAAUGGCUAAAGAAUGUUCAAAUACCACAUGCCUAUUCUGUAACUUGACAAAGGAGUAUGAAGAAUAUACUUCUACCUACAUAGCAAUGGUUCAGAGAGUCACAGAACAUGGAGAAUUAAAUUCAUCUAUUCUUGAAUUCUCUCCAUAUAGUUUCACAUACUUGGGUCCACCAGCAGUUAAUCUUACUGCUUGUCCAGCCUGCAUAAAUGUGACAGUAAAACUUCCAGCCGCAUAUUUAAAAGAAAGUUCUUUAAUUGCUAUAUAUCAAAAACUUGAUUAUACGAUAACAGUGGAAUCAUUUGAUAGAAAGGAAAAGAUUCCUAUUAAGAAUGAAACCUCUGAAGAAAGCUUUACCUAUGUUGUUGGAAGCUUGCGUUCAAAUACAAAUUAUUGUGUGUCUGUUGCUGUGGCUGCAUCAUUAAACCGUCAUUCCAUCCCUUCGGCCUUGAAAUGUGUAAUCACCAAGUCCAACACUCAACCAGGUUAUGGUAUAAUUCCAAUCCUAAAUGGUGGACUUGUUGCAUUGAUAAUAGGCAUCUUCCUACUAGGACUGUAUAAAGGAGGUUUCAUUUGCUUAAAAAGUAAACCGUGGCCAAAAGUUUUGGAAACCACAAAUAAAUUACAUUGCUCGGUGCAUGAACCUGAUCCUGAAAAUGUGUGCUCUGUACAAGUCAUGUAUAAGGAGGUGAAAAAAAAGGAGUGGGAAUACUGUUAUGAUGAUGAUAGCGAAAGUGAUAGUGAAAAUUCUGGUGAAUAUGCCAGACAUGUCAUCUUGGGCAGAGUUCCAAGUUCCCAUGCCAAAUCAAACACCUUCGCGCACCAGACUAUAGACUGUACAUCUGCAGAGAGUAGCAGUCAAGCAACUGAACUUCUGAAUUCUGACGCAGAAAAUUCUGAAGAGCAUCAAUCUGUCAUUAGAGAAAAUGAAAUCACAAGUAGAGUGUUCUUUCAUCCUUCAUCUGAAGUAAACAGUUCCUCAACUUCUGAGUUAAGUAACAGUGCUUGCUUUAACAUAAAUUUAAAUACUGUGAUGCUGGGAGACCCUGACAAGACCUGGGAUGAUUCUGCAACAUUAAUCUCCCACCAAAAGGAUGCAAUUGACUUGCAAGAUUCUAGUGCUUCUGAUGCACUUGAAUCAAAAUUUUUUACUAACAUAGUAGAUGUUAAGAAGCCAGUUUGUCAUAACAUCUCACACGAAUGGCAAAAACCUAGUGUCUCGGAUGAAAGUGAUGCAUCAGAUUCUGAAUACAUAAGGAGAUGAAUUGGUGAAAGCAAGAACCACUUUAUAAAACAUGAAUAAACAAUUGGUCAUGUUUCAGAGUAUCGCUUUCUGGUUUGAACAUACAAUUCAGCUUCUGAUGAAGUCUGCAUUUUUUACAUUCUAAAUAUAUGCCCGUACAUUAUAAAAGCAUGCAGGACUCAUGUAUUAAUGAACAGUGUUUUGGUAGCUUAGGGCUUAUCUACACAAGGGGUUUAGUCCAGUCUAACUCAAGUUAGUACAGAUUGAAAAUACCUAUGUACACAUGAGGCAAACCCUAACUCUUAACUUGGUGCAAAUUCUGGAGUCCUCCGUCAAAGUGUACUAAGUUCAGUGAAAAUUGAGUUAGUGCAGACUAUCGCUCAUGUCUGCACAAUGUUGCUACGUGCUACUUUAGCACUCCUCCAACAUCUGUCCCACACGGCUUUGUGGGGUCAAAUGAUAGGCAUGUGGGCCCCAUCAGUUGCCCCAGUACAAUUCAGGAAACCCUUACAUGCAUAGCCAUCAAUAAUCUGAACAUUACCAAGAUUUAUAACCUGGUGCAACAGUACCUUCUGCAUGCCAGCACACACCUGCGUGACAAUGCCUCCAGUAGUCGAUCGCCCCACAUCAAAUUGGUUGGCUAUGGACCAGUAACAGUUGGGGUGGCCAACUUCCAGAUGGUGAUGGAAACGCAUUUCUCAGUGGGUUAUGGGACAUGACAUGUUGGUAUGGUGGCACUGCAGCUAGUUCAGCCCAGAUCUCGGAAAAGAUUGCCUUCACUCUUCUGAAAUUCUGUUGCCACCGCUGGUCAUCCCAGAUCCUCAGAACAAUCCUGCCCCACCAAUCAGUGCUGGUUUCCUGAGCCAGAAAUGGCACAGCACCAAGUGAAGCUGCUCCAGGAAGAGUUCAGUAGCAGUUGCUCGAUGUCCUGCUCGUUCCUCUGCUACUGCUGCUGGGUAGCCACAUCAGCUGCUUGUUGAUUGGAGGCCAAAGCCACCCCGCACUCUGAGCUCAAAUAAAGUCCAGACAGCCUCUGCGUAUACUCAUAGUUGCCAGAAUUGUGAUGUGGAUCAUUGUUGCCCCCAUGCUAGCCAACAGCAGUUCAAAAAUGGUGUUAGCCUUCCCUGAUAGAGAGGAAUCGAAUCAGGGUAGACGGAGCAAAAUCAUGGAAUUCUGAAUUUUACCUCAAGUCCGAGAAUUCCACUGGCUUCUGCAAUGCAUUUCACAGUGUGCAGCAAGAGAAAUCCUAGAAUGCACACAGCUCAACAGCAAAGCAAAGGACUAUCAGAUACUCACCCAAAAUGCCACACGCUUAGUACGCACAAAGCCUCCACCAUGUGUACGAAAUGAUGCAAAUUGAAAGAAGGCACAACUGUCCCAUAUGCAUGCUGUUAGAGCAAGUUAUGUAUUGGGCACCAACUGGUACGCAUCAGCUGAGAACAAACUAAACCCGUUGUGCAGACAAGCUUUUAGUGUACAAUACUAGCUGUAUUUCACACACAUAAAAGCAAAGUACAGAUCUGAAGGUAAAUAUAUGUAGCAACAGUAUAUGCUAGUUAUUAAACUUGGUGAAUUCUCACAUGUUGUGGUCCACAGACAAAUCUGCUUUAAGUGUUAAUAAGUAGUAAACCUUUACCAAAAAUUCACCAUGAGAAACAGAAGUAAUGAUGUUACUAUAUGGGUGGUCUCACCACAAAGUAAUCUCCACAAGCAGUCUCUGGAAGGCCUGCUCUGUAUGGGGGGUUACUUUGCAAUAUGUUUUCACCAUUGCAAACAAUAGAGUAAUGCUGCAUUCCUGUAAAUGAAUUAAUCGUACACAGAAGCUGAUUAUGCAGAGAAAGCUGAUCAAGUGAAAACCCUGGGAAAAGAAUGAAAACUGACAUUGUUCCUGAACUGUAUCUCCUAUAUUGAUAAUGUUUAAACAAAUUCAGCAUUUACUUCAAUCUAUAGUGAAACAGAGACCAGCCAACUAGUAGAUGGUCAUAGUGUAAUUAUUGCGACAGCUGUAUGCCGACAUAAGUUAGGUCGACUUAUACCUAUGGCCUUCGUCAAUGGGACUUUUGCAUAUGUUUCAUUGGAGCCAGGAUUUCACCUGAUGAUUAAAGCAGUUCAAAAUAGUAUAAGGCAGUGGUCCCCAAUGCGGUGCCAUGGCGUCUGCCACGACAUCUAUGUGCACCCGCCCACUGGCCACCAGACAAGCUUCUUGGCGACAUUUCAACAGCUGCUUGUCCAGCAGCCACGCUCCUCGGCGGCUAGUCGUCCGUCGCCUGCCACACGGAAAGGUUGGGGACCACUGGUAUAAGGUAUUAAGAAAUAAAAAUUUUAUUAAAGUGAAUGUUUAAAAUGAAAUAUACAUGAGUUAAGAGGCAAGGUACUGUACAUCUGGGGUCAGGCUUGGGUUAUGGGGGGUUACAGGUAUCGUUUGCAAGGAUGAAAAGAUACAUAUAUAUCACAUAACCUGCAUAGACCCAGAUUGGGGUGCAAGGGCUUUAAAGUGUCAGUGGAUAGGUGGGCUCAGGUACGCCACCCAUGGAAUGAAUAAGGAGUCAAAGUCAGUAGCGGAUAAGUACAUGGGUGGAGUGCGUCCCUGGGUCCAUCAGGGAAGGAAGUGGGUUAUUUUCCUGGUCGGCGGUCUCGGUUACUCAAUGUGGUAUUGACAGUAUCCUGUGAUGUGUUCCGUAUAAAUGUCUCUGGACCACCUGAUGGUGUCGGACACCAUGAGCUGCCUCAUGAGCCGGGCGUAGACAUAUUUAGACUGGUACCAUAGAUAUAAAAUCUCUAUCAGAAGUUAAAGUGUGAACUUCUAAUGCAAUGUAUGGUGCUGCAUGGAAAUAUUCCUUUUUGUAAUGACAUAUCCAAAAAACUGUAUGGCCAGAAUGUAUGUAAUGAAACCAGGAAACACACAAUAUUUUCUGAGCACAGUUCAAGCUGCUAAAUUAAUGCAACUGGUCAUUCCUAACCGGUAAUGGAAGUGGAUGUCUUUGUGGGGGUUUUUUAUUUUAAUUACCUUAUUACUUUGUAUAUAUAUUUUUUACAUUUUUUGUAAAAUUAUCAGCCACCACAUUAUAUUUUUGAGGUGUUGUAAAUGCCUUUUUAAAAUAAAGUUUUUGAAAACG
Molecule: messenger RNA, 4734 nt
Organism: Malaclemys terrapin pileata
Lineage: Eukaryota; Metazoa; Chordata; Testudines; Emydidae
Gene: IFNAR2
Product: interferon alpha and beta receptor subunit 2
Exons: 9
Coding region: 143-1639 (498 amino acids)
Molecular function (GO): interleukin-22 receptor activity; protein binding
Source: RefSeq, a predicted model, not a curated record